UUGGAUAAUAGCAAAGAAUUUGUUAUACAAAUUAUUAAAGAAUUAAUCGUGCUAUGGCUAUUAGUAAAAAUUAUUAAUGGAUAUACUCAGCAUCUCCAAUCACAAGGUCUUGUCGAAUGGGCUAAUA
Molecule: messenger RNA, 127 nt
Organism: Dentiscutata heterogama
Lineage: Eukaryota; Fungi; Glomeromycota; Glomeromycetes; Diversisporales; Gigasporaceae
Source: the annotation of a GenBank genome assembly